AACUAGACUUUGAAGCAGUAAUUGUCAUAUUUUCUCAGACACAGUUGUGAAACAGAUAUUCUCCAUCAUGAUGUUGAGUCCCAACCAGACAAUGGUGACAGAUUUUGUGCUGGAAGGGUUCUCAGAGCAAACUGGUCUAAGAUUGCUCCUGAUAGCCUGCUUCUUGACCCUCUACACAAUGGCUCUACUAGGCAACAUUGUCAUCAUUGCUUUGGUCACCUCCAGCACUGGGCUCCACAGUCCCAUGUACUUUUUCCUGUGCAACCUGGCCACCAUGGAUAUUGUCUGCACCUCCUCUGUGCUUCCCAAAGCACUGCUUGGCCUAAUCUCUGAUGAAAACACCAUCUCCUUCAAGGGGUGUAUGGCCCAGCUCUUCUUCCUUCUGUGGUCUUUGUCUUCUGAGCUGCUGCUGCUCACAGUCAUGGCCUAUGACCGCUACAUGGCCAUCUGCCAUCCCCUGCACUAUAGCUCUAGAAUGAGCCCACACCUGUGUGGGACCCUAGCCAUGGGUGUGUGGUCCAUCUGUGCUCUGAAUGCAUCUGUCCACACUGGUCUGAUGACACGGCUGUCAUUCUGUGGCCCCAAGGUCAUCACGCACUUCUUCUGUGAGAUCCCCCCACUCCUCCUGCUCUCCUGCAGCUCCACAUAUGUGAAUAGCAUUAUGACUCUUGUGGCAGAUGCCUUUUAUGGAGGCAUCAACUUCAUCCUCACCUUACUCUCCUAUGGCUGCAUCAUCGCCAGCAUCCUGCACAUGCGUUCUGCUGAGGGCAAGAGGAAGGCCUUUUCUACCUGCUCCUCCCACCUCAUUGUGGUCUGUGUGUACUACUCAUCUGUCUUCUGUGCCUACAUCAGUCCUGCUUCCAGCUACAGCCCAGAAAGAAGCAAAGUGACUUCGGUGCUGUACUCAGUGCUCAGCCCAACCCUGAACCCCCUUAUUUAUACACUGAGGAACAAGGAUGUCAAGCUCGCCCUAGGGAGACUCUUGCCCUCUUUCUCACAUUAAGUGGAGAUGUGGGAGAUGUUCUCCUGGCCUGGGCUGUUCCUACACAUGCUCUCCUGAGAGCAGCCUCAU
This is a messenger RNA of Onychomys torridus (southern grasshopper mouse), 1072 nucleotides long. Its product is annotated as olfactory receptor 13A1-like. Gene Ontology annotation, cellular component: membrane. The coding region runs from base 68 to 1003 and encodes 311 amino acids. The transcript has a single exon. Gene Ontology annotation, biological process: G protein-coupled receptor signaling pathway. Gene Ontology annotation, molecular function: G protein-coupled receptor activity; olfactory receptor activity. Lineage: Eukaryota; Metazoa; Chordata; Mammalia; Rodentia; Cricetidae. The record is from RefSeq and is a predicted model, not a curated record.